Messenger RNA from Yarrowia lipolytica CLIB122, 960 nucleotides. RefSeq lists its product as uncharacterized. The record is from RefSeq and is a predicted model, not a curated record. Lineage: Eukaryota; Fungi; Ascomycota; Dipodascomycetes; Dipodascales. Gene Ontology annotation, cellular component: mitochondrial inner membrane.
AUGGCAAACGACAAAGACCAAGAUGGGUUCUUUCCCAAGUAUCAGCAGCCCUCAUUUGUCCUGCGCAUGUGGGGCAAACUGGUACCCGCGGCCGAUAACAAAUAUGCACUUACCAUUGUAUGUGCUGCUCAGAUGGGUGUGGGCGUCUUGCUGCUAGCCUAUCCGCGGAGAUCAACUUUCAGGGCCAAAUACGGAAAGUGGCCAUACAGAGCAGUCAAGGCUACAGGCAUCCUCACUGGAUCAGCACUCAUCGGCUGCACCGCAAUAUUUGAUUUGGCACGCACGAGAAACCUCACAUACGACCCCUGGGCCCAGCGAGCUCGUGCAGACCGAGUCAAGGCUCUGAAGGAAGGCAAAAAGGUUACAUGGUGGUGGGGAGCUCACGAUCACAAGCCUGUGGGUAUGAACGAAUACAUGUCCGAGCUACGGGUUCUCUUGGAGAUUAAGAAGAUGCAAUACAACAAGAAGAAGCUGGCGGAUGUCGCUGAGAGUGGUUUCAAGCCCACAGAGCCUCUCCUCUCGUCUGAUCUCUACAUGGACGAUAUUUUGUGGAAGUACGUGCUGCCUCGAGUUUUCCCCGAUGAGGUUCCCAUAUCCCCCAUCUCUCGAAAACUUACAGAGGCCAUGUUCCAGUCUCUGGGUCUCACAUAUGAGGAGCUGGUGGCUGCAAACCGAAAGUUCCGAGAAGGAGUGCUGGAGCAGGUAGAGAAUCCUCUGUUUCUUGCACACCGGCCAUGGCUGUUUGGAAGCUCUAGCAGCAUGGAUGCAGCCAUCAAGGAGGUUCUUGGAGAGGGGUCCAACGACCCAGAUAUCCUGGAAGGUCUCUACAAUGACAUUGCAGAACAAUGGGAUGGAUCCAUCAUGUGGGGCAUCAUUGCAGGAGAGACAGAUGUGACCAUUCGUCUGAUUCCUGGAACCGAUAUCGUGGAGCUGGUGGAGGAGGCUGAAGAUGAAGAAUAG